Molecule: messenger RNA, 1211 nt
Organism: Nymphalis io (European peacock)
Lineage: Eukaryota; Metazoa; Arthropoda; Insecta; Lepidoptera; Nymphalidae
Exons: 6
Coding region: 45-1115 (356 amino acids)
Biological process (GO): proteolysis
Molecular function (GO): cysteine-type endopeptidase activity
Source: RefSeq, a predicted model, not a curated record
UCAUAAAUGUAAACAAAAUAUUAAUACAAAUAAAAUAUUUAGAAAUGUCUCUUUUGCAAAAGUUGUCUUAUACAGAAUACAAAUACGCUUCUACACUUAGUAUAGAAAAAUGUGAAAUCAUAGCAAAAUUAGCUGACCUGAAAUUAUCUUUCAAUGUAAAUGAUAGUAAAAAGCCAGGUGAAUUAUUGAUUAAAUAUCUUGAUCGCUGUGGAUGCUCAUUACAACAAUAUAAAUGUCUGGUCAACUCUGCCCUAAAUACAAGAACAGUAAUUACAUAUUACCAUCCACAUUCAAAAGUAGCCAUACUCAUAGCAAAUGAAAGAUAUGAACAUUUGUCUAAAUUAGCUACACCAUCAAUGGAUUGUGAAUCACUGGCAUGUAACCUAAGAAAUCUUGGUUUUAUUACAAUAAUAGUGAAAAACACAAAAAUCAGCAAUUUAAAGGAUAUUUUAUCUAAAAUAAUUAUAACAAUACCCGAAGACUCAUACUGCUUAAUUUUUUAUGGAGGCCAUGGCUGUGAAAUAUGCAAUACAAAAUGUAUCCUUGGUAUAGAUUGUCCCACAGAAAAUAUAAAAUUCAGUCACUGUCUUACUGAAAAUUGGCUGUUAAGAGAGGUUGCAAAAUGUAAACCGGAGACAUGUAUUCUUAUUAUGGAUAUGUGUAGGAAUAAUUUAGAUAGGAAUGUAAAUUCCAAUAUAUAUGCAUCAAUGUCUGAUUUGGAAGAUUAUACCAUACACAAUAAUCUUUUUAUAAGUUACUCUACACAGUCCUCUGAAGCAGCAUAUGAGUUUAUUCAAAUUGAAUGUUCAACUACAAUUGACAGUAGUGUUACAUAUGAAUUAAAGACUGGUGAUACUGAGAAAAUUGUUCCUGGUGCAAGCCAAUAUAUAAAUGCUUUGUGUACAAGAUUGGUUGAAAAUUUCGAUAUAAGUACAUUAUUAGAUAAAGUUCACGCAGAUGUUGAGAACUCAAUAAAAAAACAGAGACCUAUCAAAGUUCAAUGUGGAGUAAAUAAGAGGUCAUUAUAUGAUCCUGUCAAAGGUGACACAAAAGAACUCCUAACAAGGUUAAGAGAUAUUUUAAAAAACUAUAAGGAAAACUGUUCUGUAUUUUGAACUUCAAUGGUAUUUCAAGACGAGUGACCAUAAGAUGAGGCAGUGCUAAAUAAAUGAUACUUAAAUGAAAAUAUAAUUAUAAGUCAAUAACAAGUA